AUGACUGAAUUGGUAAUUGGCACCGCCGCCGCUGCCACCACUACUGCCACUGCCUCAAUGGCUAGUGUUGAUAUACAGCAUGAACCAGGGAAGAGUAUUUAUUCAGGACGGGAUUCUGACGAUCCUGUCUCUCAAAUCAAUACUGAUGCCUUUAGUAUGGGUAAAAAAGAAAAGAGGAACAAGAAGGUAAAGUCUCUAUCAUCAGAAGACAAUGACAAUGACAAUGAAAAGGAGAAGGAAAAGAAGAAGAAGAAGAAGAAGAAGAAGAAGAAGGGGAAAGAAACUAGGCAAAAACAUAAAGAUACUAAGACCAUUGAUGUAUCAAUUAAAGAUUUCUCCAAACGAUUAAAUGUUCGAGGAUUAAGUAGAAAGGAUAUUAAAUUGAAUUUGAAAGAAAUGUCUAAUUAUUAUGAAAACAGUGAGAUGCAAAUUGAUAACAAGUUACUGAAUAGUGAAUUAACAUGGUUAGAUGAUAUUCCAUAUUUUAAACAAUUAAGGACGAUUCGAUAUGACGAUGAGAAUGAAAAUGGGCAUAGAAAUCAAUAUAAUAAAUUAUUGCAUGAUACAAUUGAAAUUUAUCUGAAGAGAAUUGGUAGAAAUUUUGAAAAUAUUGCAAAAGAAAGUAAUGAAAUUUUACAUAUUAAAAUAGAAAAAUAUGAGAAAGAAUGGGAAUUGAAAAAUGGUGGUCCAUUAUCUGAUAUUCCUAAACAAAUAGAAAUUGAAGUUAUUAAAGCAUUGAAACAAAAGAAAACAUUGGAAGAAUAUGAUGAAGAGUUAUUGAAGAAAAUAACCGCUUAUCAGAGAUUCAAAGAAUUGCAAGCUGAUCUUAAUACAGGGAAGAAAAAAUUAGAGAUGGACCAUUUUCCGGUAGUUUAUACGUUACCUGGUACACCUGAAUUUGAAUAUUUAUCAAAUAGUAUACGACUAAUAUCACAAAGAAGAACUAUAUGUUUUACUAUUGAUGUGGAAGCCUUUGAAUUAAAUAAUGAUAUUAUUACAGAAUUCGGUAUAUCAAUUUAUGAUCCUCGUGAGAAUUUUUUCUCAAUGACACCAAUAAUAAAAACGUACCAUUUAAUUGUUAAAGAAGUGUUAGCAUUAAGGAAUUGUAAAUGGAUAUGUGAUUAUAAAGAUUGUUAUUUAAAUGGAGAAAGUUUAGUGCUGACAUUAAAUCAAUGUGUUGAAUUUAUUCAAAGUUUGAUCAAUUAUUAUAUGAUUCCAAAGACUGAAGAAGAUAGGACGUGGUCUAGAGCUUUUAUUGGACAUCAUGUUCAAGGAGAUCUUGAAUGGUUGAAUAAAAUUGGUAUAAUAAUCCCCGAGGAAGAUAUUAAUUAUGAUCUCUUAAAUUGCUCUAUUAAACGUAAUAGUUUCAAAUAUUUUGCAUUGGAUACAGAAUUACUUUACAAAAGAACGUAUGGUGAAAUUAGUUGUAAUUUAGGGAAAAUAUUAAGAUUACUGGAAAUUCCUCAUGCUUUCUUACACAAUGCUGGGAAUGAUUCGUAUUAUACUUUACAACUAUUAUUGAAAUUGUGUGAUUUUAAUUUUAGAAACGAGAAAAACUUGGAUGAUUUAAAAUUAAUUGGUAUUAAAAUUAGGAAUUGGAUUAAACGUGAAAAAGAUGAACCUAAAGUGGUGCCCUUGUCGUAUGCCAUAUCUGUCAUUGAAGCAAGUACUAUACCUACAAGAUCUAAUAAAGAUAAAACAGGAGAGGAGGAGGAGGAGGAAGAAGAAGAAGAAGAAGCUGUAAUGAUAAUUCAACCUAAGGAAGGUGCCACUGAAAGUAGAGGUAAAGGCAAAGGUAGGCGACCAAAAAGAGUUAGAAUAAGGAAGCAAAAGGAUUUAGUUGCACAAACAGAAUUUGGUGGCUCGAAAUGGUUUUCAAGGGCUAAAGAUGCAUUUAUGAGUACAUUAUAG
Molecule: messenger RNA, 1911 nt
Organism: Naumovozyma dairenensis CBS 421
Lineage: Eukaryota; Fungi; Ascomycota; Saccharomycetes; Saccharomycetales; Saccharomycetaceae
Gene: GFD2
Product: Gfd2p
Exons: 1
Coding region: 1-1911 (636 amino acids)
Cellular component (GO): nucleus
Molecular function (GO): nucleic acid binding
Source: RefSeq, a predicted model, not a curated record